AUGAGUCCACCAAUGAUGUUAGGCUAUUGCUUUUUUGGAAGAUCAUCUCUUAAAUCUGUUGGUCUCCAAAGACAGAGGGAAGCAGUUGCUGCAAAUGCCCAACCAAACGAACAAAGGGAAGAAUUUGUACCUGUGGAACAAGAUUCUCGAGUGCUUCAUCCAUAUAGAAGGAAUGGAGCGAAAUGGUAUA
Molecule: messenger RNA, 190 nt
Organism: Eruca vesicaria subsp. sativa (arugula)
Lineage: Eukaryota; Viridiplantae; Streptophyta; Magnoliopsida; Brassicales; Brassicaceae
Source: the annotation of a GenBank genome assembly